UUUACGAGGCUAUAGCGAACUUUCUAUGACCAUCCGUGAGCCUUAACUACCGCCAAUCCUCCAUGUUAUGCAUGUGUGUUUUAGCUGCGGCAUUUUGGGAGAAGGCUCCAUCUGGCUCGGUUUUUGUCGGUAUAUACAUCCCUGUUGCUCCUCCACUGAUGGGGGAGGGCGACGAUUCUGUGAACGACAACAGCCCUGGCUUAUGGGUGUAGCAGCGGCGCUGUGAUGCGAUCUUGUCCUGCUGCCUGCUAAUGCUUUGGGUUCGGCUGCGGCCGCUACUGCUGUGUUGAGUGUUGGCCUGUUGUUUGUAGUGAUUGGGAGUUGUUGUAGUAGUUGUCGGCCGUAGGCACACUGAUGAGAUCGAGUCCGAGAACUGUCGACCCGAUCGAGGCAAGUAGUCGAAAUUGUCCUGUGAGCUGAGUUGACUCGUCCUGCAUUUGUGCCUGCGUGUAGUCUCGCAUUGUGUUCUGCAUGUAAUCAGAUAGUUAAUGGUGGUGGAGCCGCUGCCAGUGAUUAUGCUAUCAGCGGUAAUGGUCGCAGUGUUUCUGCUCGAAGAAAGCUCGCUUCUAACGGGGUCGACCCGAAACUGAGGCUGGUUCGUACAUCAUCGGUUUAUUGUCCUCAGUUUCCUGCUGGCUAGUUAGCGGUACUAUCGCAGUGCUGCUUCUCGGUUUCAUCCUAUGAACUAAGCACUCAUUUCUAACCGAACCUAACAAAAGAAUAUCAGGGAUAGACGACAAAAAACGGCCAUAUUAAGCCAAGUGCUGGGGUGGUCCACAGUGAAUUUGCUGUUGUCGCAAACAUAACCAGAGCAACAACUGCAGGAGAGCUGCCAGGAGCACCAGCCGUAGCUCUGCAGAUCGUCGUUAGCCGUCAUUUGUUGUUUGUGUCUUAUUUUUCGUUAUAGUCGAACGUCUGUGGGGGAAUUGUUAAGGAACGACAAACAAUUUGAUCGGGCCAAAAAACCCGACGUUGAAAAAAGACUGACUGUGUUUGUUUGUGCAGUGCUUGUUAAUCAUCUGCCUAUUCAUUUAUGGAAUGGAAAGCCUGACUGAUUGAUUCUCCGGGGUUGUUCGUUUUGUCGAUAUUCGAUUGUUUGUUCGUGGGACAGUUCGACCAAGGAGACUGUUCUGUAUCCGUGUACUGUAGUACAGCUAGUAGUCCCACGGGAAGAACACGAUUAGCAACCAAUUCCUCAUUGGUUAAACUGUGACAGCGUGUGUUUUGCCGGUUGGAACCGACUUUUCGUGGAAUUUCGUGCCGACGACGAAUUCGUGUUGCGUGUGAGUGUUCGAGCUGCUGAGUUAUCUCAACCAGCGUUCAUUAUGUCAUCAAAAGCGAUGUUUGGCGUAUUGAGUUUUGUCGAGUGUUGUUGUGUUCGUUGAAUUCUGUUGUAUAUCAAAGUAACUAGUGCUGCGGACAGACUGCAGAGAUUUGAAAUACAAUAUAGAACGGAAGGAGACAAAAGUGAGGACAGUAUUUUGCAAUUGUUCAACUGAAGUGCUCGUAAGCAGGAGGAACAAAAACAAAAACGAUAAGCUGAAAGGAAACAACGGAUUAGGGAAAGCCCCCUAUGUUGCCGCAGUCGCUUCACAGUUUAUCCUAUGUCAAGAUCAGUUUAAGGUAGAACUUACAGGACGUAGAGGUGUGUGUGUGCCAUCAGCGAUGUACCCAAUUUUUCGCCCAGUCGUUCAACAGGACAAAGUUUGACUAAUAACGAGUGACGAGCGCGAAAACUCAACUUCCUUUCGUCUGUAUUCAACGUUGUUAUUGCUUUCUGAGUCCAACGACGAGUACAACUAUCAGUCAGGAUUGAGUACUAAGCGGUCAACUGCGGCAGCUCCAAUCACAGCUUCGACCCGGAUUGCGGAGUAUAGCUCGGAGUAUCGCAGCAUUGCGGGCAACAUCGACGGUGCCUCCCCGGCUUCACAAUGUCGGAGGAGGCGGAAAACACCGGUCCCAGUCAUGAGUCCGCGGCAGCGUCUGCCGCUUCGCGUCUUGUUGCCGCUCUCCAGGAUGGGGGGGUAUCGAUGACAGCAGAUAAUGCCAUGGCGUCGAUGGCACUGGCCGCUGCAGCAGCCGUUGGCCUCGUCUCAGGUAUAGCCCACGAACAAGGCGAAGUCGAUGCCAUUGGCGAUGGCGAAUCCGUCUCAGGAGCAGCUGCGGCUGACUUCGAUGAUGCGGAAGAUGCUGAAGUUGACGAUGAAGAAGAUGAAGAAGUCGGUGGAAUUGACGAGGAGGGGUUUGAUGCGGCUGAACUUGAAACUCCGGCGGGAAUCGAAACGGCAGCGGCGGCUGCAACCGUCAUGGCGAAUGCCGCUGCAGCUAAUGCGGAGCCUGUCGCAGAAGAUGGUAUACCAAUAGAACAAGUGGCUACUGGCGAUAGUGCGGCAACGACAGCUGCAGUAGUUCCAACGGUUCCAGCAGUAGCUACCGAACCAUCAAUGUCUUGUGACAACGUACCGGACUUUGCGGUUUUGUGUUCGUUUCUAGACAGAUUCGGCGCGCUGCUAGGGAUCACGCCGACAAUCAAAGAGGUUCAGAUUAUGCUUGAACAACAAGGAAACGUGUCUGAACAGCUCAUCGACAUUCACAUAAAGCUAUUGAGGAAAAUUGUAACGUCCGCUACAAAAAAUCGUUUCGACAGAUAUCUCGCUAGGUAUUGCGAAAUGUACCUCAUUCCAUACGAUCACCAACUCGUCGUACAAAUCAUGGAGCACGGCUAUGCGAAGCUCGAUCUUGUCUCAAAGGUGCACAUCCUCAAAAACUUACUUGAGAUGCAGUUUGAUUUUAAUUCGAAGUUCAAAUCACAGGCUAACGACCGUUCGCCAGAAGAACUACGUAUGUUACCCCUUGGUCGAGACGCAGACGGAAUCGUGUAUUGGCUUCAAGUUGAUGAGGAUCUCAACGUGCGAAUGUACAUAGAGGAUCUAGAUGAUGAGAGCUCGUUUCAUCUCCUGCACAAAACAAAGGAAGAACUCGCUGACCUACUCGCACAACUCAAGAAACUGAAGGACGACAAUUUCCAGAAGCAACCCGCAAGUAGCAAUAAUACGAGCAGCAGCGAACCGUCACCAAAAAGCACUGACGAAGCAGUAAAGCAAGAAGACCAAAAAGCCAACAUCGUCUCUGCGAUAAAAGUUGAUAUAGAAAUUAAAGCAGAACAAAAAAUCAAAGAUGAGAAUAUCGACGCAAAGCCCCGAAUUGACAAACUAAAAAAAGAAACCAACACUGAAGCCGAUACCACAUCAGUGGUGAAAAGCGAGCCCGGCUCUGAUAAAAAGGAACUUGUCGAAGAUUUGUGCACUCGUCAAAGUGACAGUUCCCGAUCCUCAGGUGAAGGUCACCCGGUGUCUGCCAAAGUUCCUGUCUCAAAACUCGAAAAUGAAGCGCACUGCGCCCAACCGUGUGUCAAGACAGAAUCGUUAACUGCCUCUUCUGUAGUUGACGGGAGCCAACCGGAAGCUGCGCACUCGGCCUCAGCGGGAGCAUUCUCGAUGGCAGUAGUUAUCGAGCGGGCCGAUAAAGACAAGGAAAAAGCUGUUAAGGAAAAGAAGCCCCUAGCAGCCGACGUUGCUGAAGAGCGCUUCGACGAAGAGUGUGAAGAUGCAAAGGCCACAGAUCUCUCCCUCCCUCAUCUGCCCACCCCGCCACACGAGCAGGAACAGAGACUACCCGCCGCACCGCAAACCGCUGUACAUUCGCCGCCUGUGCCUCCCAAAAAGCCUCAGAGCGACGGCGAUUAUGAAGAUGACAAAGAGAUGAGUCACCAUGCCGCUGAGGAUCUCCGGACCAGCGAAAAGAAGACGACAACAUCGGCAGCAGCAAUAGUAGACAGUGGUGGCGAUUCCCGAGAAGAUCCUGGUGGACAACUACGAGCCGAUUUAGAGGGCAUACCAGUGGAAGACACGAAGAAAGCAAGAAGUAAAAAGGGUGGAGAUGAGAAGGGAAACGGACAAAUGGCUGAAGAGUUGAGCGCUGACAGCGACGACGAAGAGGAGCUAAUGGAUACUACAGACUCUCCCGUGUCUCGGCAAAAGGACAGAGAAAAGUCUAGUAGAAUUGAACAGCACGAUGAUGUAAAUGAUGGCGAGACAGAGGACAAUACAACAAACGAUGCUACUGAUGUUCAAGAAAAGCAGACACCUAAAUAUUUGAAAAAAUCGUCAUUGUCGUCCGCGAGAGACGAGCAAGUAGACGAAAAUCUAACACAAGUGGCGGCAGAAGACGAUAGCACCAUCGAUAAAAACCUAGAAGGGAAAGAUGAUGAAGCCACUAGAAAAGUUACACAAGAAAGCGGUAAAGAUAAGGACGAACUGGCGGAAGAGGAGGCGGAAGAGCAGCCGAAACCCAAAAAACGUGGGAGGGGUAGGCCAAGAAAAGGUCAGGGUAGAGGUCGAGGCAAGGCCAAGGGUAAGCCCGCUGUUACGAAAAAACCAGCGGUACCAAAGCCUCCAAAAAAGAAGAAACAAACAGACGACGGUGACCAAGAUGGAACUGGCCACGAGGAUGAUGAAGAAAUACAAAAGGAGAACGUCGAAGAGAAGCCUAAGAAACGUGGCAAAAUGUCCCGUGAAGCUCGAAUGCUUUUGGAGGAAGCUGAGCGCCGUCGGGCUCAAGAAGAUGAUGAAGAUGGCGAGUUCGGUUGUCGACCUCGGCGAAGCUGUCGGGCAAGAAAAGUUGUUGAAAAAUACGAAAUUCCCGUCUCGGAAGACGAGUCCAAGAAGAAGAAACGUAAAAGCAAGGCUGAUAAGGAAGAAGAAAAAGAAAUUGUAUUCAGCGCCGUGGGCGGAAUCAAUGCGAAAGCUGCGCGCAAAGCCGCCCGUGAAAUGAUCAAAGCGCAGAAGCUAGCCCACAAGGAACUCAUGAAAAAGCUUAAAGGCAAAAAGAAACGCGGUAGAAAAGGCGCAGCAGACGAUUCGGAAGAUGACGACGACAACAUGGAUUCUGUUGAGGAGCUAAUCUAUGGCCAUGACGAGGAUGAUGACGCUGACAAAAUGGAGUUCGGUGCUGACGAUGAAGACGAGUUCGCUUGCGAUGAAGAUAUUGCCGAUGGAACACUCGAAGCUGAGGAGGUGAAAAAGGCUCGGACAGCGACACACGAUGACGCUGAUGCAUGUAAACGCUGUUUGAAGUCUGACCAUCCCGAGUUUAUUUUGCUGUGUGACACUUGUGACGCUGGGUGGCACAUGAAUUGUCUUCGGCCACCGCUUCUCGUAAUCCCUCUUGGCAACUGGUACUGCCCACCAUGUGAACACAACGCGCUUAUAGCUGCACUGGAUGCAAAGAUAAAUUAUAUUGAGUCCGAGUGGGAGAAACGACAAAAGGAAAUCACCCGCAAGCAACGUUUGGCUUUCGUAUCCAUCAACAUAGGCAACGUACUGCCUGUAACAAAGCGCGAAGUUGCCAAAAAGAGUUUUACAGAGCGCUACGAAGACGACGAAAGCGAUAUAAGUGAAGUAGAUAGCUCGUCGGAUGACAGUGACAGUUCGGGAAGUUCAGCAUCAAGCUCGAACGCACCCAGGCGAAGACGGGCCGCGCGUAAAGGUGACGCCAUGCGUGAAAAAAUGCUUGAGUACGACAAAUUAAUGAAGGAAGCCAUCGAUGAUGAUGAAUUCGACGAAGAGAUUGAAGAGGAACGGACACAGAACGUCAAAAGGCGUAGCGGGAAAGAUAUGUCGAAUAUUUUACCCGAUUCUGAUGAAGAGAAAAAAGUUGAGAAAACCGGCCGUCGACGAAGAUCAAAGUUGAGCGAUUUAAACGCCAUGGAAUCAGCGGACGAUGACUCCGAGUUCCAAGCAUCGGAUUAUAGCGGCGAAAUCGAGGUAAACCGCCGAAAAAAAGGUCGCACCGGGGGUGGAAGUAGACGACGCAGAUACGACUCUGACGAUAUGGAAGAUUCGGAAGCAUUGUCAGAUGCUUCUUGGGGACGAGCCAAUAUUCGCAGCGGUAGGAAAUCUAGCAGCCGAAGGAAAAGAGACCCCUUCGUUAGAGAGAAGACUUCUAAAAGUCGUAACACAUUUUCGCCAGGACAAGGCAAGAUACUUCAAAGUAGACCUACUACAAUUUGCGGCUUUUCUCCAUAUGAUUCUCCGGUUCUUAUAGAAGGUGGACGAUGGGACGACUUCGAUAGCGAAGCUUCCCAAAGCUUCAAGGCCUCGAGCGACGAUUCAGGCGACUUCUGCAAGCCUCGCAAGAGGCAGGCGGUCAACUAUGCGGAAAGCAGCGACGAGUCCGAAAAGGAAAAAGCUGAAAAACCAUCGCGACGCAGAAAGGUAAUUGAAUCGGAUGAGGAAGUGGCUCUGGAGGACAGCGACUCAGACGAGGAACAGGAUGAUGACGAUGAGCUCUCAGAUGAAGACGCCUCCAACGAUGAAAGCGAUAGCGACGACAGCGACUCGGAUGACUCCGAUGAAGAGGAUUCAGAUGGAAAUGUUACCCGACGGAAGAAGGGUAAAAGCAAGAAACGAGCGGAAAAAGAACGUAAAAAAAUUAAAGACAAGAGGGAUCGCAAAGAAAAGCUCACGAAAACCACGUUGUCCACAACGAGUCGCGGCGAUUCCUUAAAGGUUAACAAAGGGAAGUCAUCGUUGUCUGCUAGCGCCAAGACCGUCAAACGGAAGAAGCGCAGCGACGAUGACGAUUCCGUCGAGGAUGAAGAAGACAGUGAUUCAUGGGGUCCAAGUAGAAAACAGCCGAAAGGUCCCGCCAAAAAGUCCCGGAACAGGUUGGAAUCCGAUGAUGACGGCGAAGACAUCGACGAAGAGGAAGACAUCGAUGAUACAGCUGGUGCUGGAAACGACGACGGCAAGGAGCACACUGCAAAGUCUGCCGCUGAGAGCAACGCUAAGGAUAAGGAAGGUGACAAAAAGGCUGAUCCGUCCCGGCGAACGACGAACGGGCGAGCCGAAGCGAACAAAGCGCGCGAGCGACUCGUUCAUCACGAUGACUAUGAUGAGGGCGAGGAUCUAGAUGAAGAUGAGGAUGACGAUGAAAUUGAUGAAGAUGAGGAUGAAGGCGUGAAAGCGUGGCCUCCACUGCCCAGCCAUUUGAUGGCGAACAUAAAGAAGGAUAAAAAACUAGCCCCUCAUCUCGAGCCAGCGAAGUCGGAGUUGACCGAGGGAAAAGCUAGGAUGAAAGUUACUCCUAUCGUACCUCGGGCAGUCCCGGAAACGCUGAAGCCUGCUUCGGAGAAGCAGAAACCCGCUCCAGUGAAGGCGGCCGUAGGAUCUCCGGUGAAGGUGAGCACCUCAGCUGCAGCUGCUUCUGCUGCUGUUGUUGCUAAAGCCGCAGCUUCCGCCGCUUCCACGAUCACAACAGCAGCAGCAGCAGCUGCUCAAGUAGCAGGCAUCGCCUCAUCGCCUAGCGGUCAGAUUUUGCCCGCUCCCGUUAGCCGACACCAGGCGACAACGCCCUCAAAGUCGCACGCUCUUCCUGUCCAUAUCGGGACCGCGCCGACGAAAGCAAUUUCGACGGGUAACAGCCCUUCAACGCGAUCAGCAAUUGCCAGCAGUCAGAUUUUGCCACCGGGCUACUCGGCCCACCAUCCCCUUGCGCAUCCUGGUCUGGCUCAUCACAACAACGGAGCUGCGCUACGACCCACAUUUCCGGGCCACUUUGGUAGUGUCGGACCCGGAGGUGAACUUGGACCAGCUGGACCAUAUGCGUACCAGCCACCCCCUGGGUACGGGUACGGACAUCCAUCGUAUGGUUACCACCCCCAGUUGCCACCCGGUUACCCUUCAGCCGCGUACUCUGGUGUGGCUUUUACCGGAGACGCAUUCGCGGCAGAAUGGGGCCCGAGCGGGCCACAGGCACAAGCCGUGGCUCAACCUGUUGCCGUGUCAACAGCCAGUGGCAGUGAAGAAAAAGGACCUUCGGAGCAUUUCAGCAUCUCGAAUAUACUGCAACAAGGGGAGAACGCGGAGGACAUGGAUUCUGUUGCGUCGAUUGGCAAUCUCAUGGGCAAGUGAGUGGGUACGUGAGCCAGUGCCGUAUUACUGGCACACACACACACACUUACCAACGAUUACCAACAAACCGUAAUCUGGCAUCACCACUCAGUUCAACAGAUCAACUAGUUAUUAGUGGUAAGCCUUUAAAAACCCAUGUUCGACGGAAAAGGGAAACUCUCCAUAAUGAUGGUCCAGAAGAAUAUAAAUCGAAGAGGGCCACUUAUAAAUCUGGCGAACACAUUUGGAAGAGCUAAAAGUGCUGAAGCCUUUGCCCACUAGGGCAAAACAUCUGAAGAAUUUCUACCUCUCCAUUUCUUUAAGGUCAAUGAAAUGAAUGGCAGCUUGCUAGCUCGUCGGCCUUGUACAUUCUUGAAGGUAGAUACGCAAAGACAAUGUAGAUGCCACAUAAUUAAAUAUGAAGGAGACAUGCUAACACAAGGAUGGACUAUAUGCAUAUGAGGCGUCAUCAGGCAGUUCACACGGGAAUGACUUAAUCAUACAUCAAUUCAUUAUAUGUCUCGCUGUUCAGCUUCAACAUUUGGUCAUCUUUAGCUAUAACAACUUGCGUGUGCUUCAGUAAAUAACGCACACAUACUAGAGCUGUUAGCUUACUUUGUUAUUGCUCGACAUCACCCCAAGAAAAUGUUUACGUUUUAUUUCUGUUUUAUCUCCUUUUUUUAGACCUCACUCCCCAGCCUCGGGCGCGCGAGAACAUAACAGGCAUAUAGGCCUACGCCUGUUGUCGUUUAACCCAUCUUUGUACUUUAGGACAACUAGCCUUUUUAAAAAUGUUGUGCUUCUAUAGAUCAUAUAUAAUAUUUACAUGUAAAUAAUGGUGUAUUAAUUCUGCCCCACGAUACUUAAGCCACUGGUCUAUGCGCCUGUCACUGAAUCGGUCAUGUGUGGUAGUUCACUGCUACAAAAGAUUUUUGACGUAUUUGGGAGAAAUUCGGCUUUUCAUUUGAAAACUAGGGUUGCACCUUUUUUGUACCGAAAACCAUAAAUGUGUGUCCAUUGUUUAAGAAUCUCUUGUUUACCGGAACAAUCAUUUAUUAUGAGUGGUACUGCCAUUUAGCACUGAAUUGAAUUUAUACCUUUAAUUAUCAUUUACACGAAUCAAACGUAAAACAUUUCAGCUUGUAGCAAACUCAUUACUGCAUCACUUUGUUGCGACGAUACAUAAAGAUGUUAAUUCUGUCUAUCUUAUAUUACUGAUAAGUCUUGCAAGGAACUGUUUUUGCAUGAACUGUUUUGAAAACAUGAGAAGACUUUAUCAGAAAUUUAGCAAUCCCGUAAUCGCGUCUGAAUCAAUGAAAGAGCAUCUCAUUAGCUACGUAUAGAAUUUGUAUAGACAAUACGCUUGUAUGCGCUCUCUGAAUGCUGAGGUAUAGGGCUACUUAGCCUUCGCAUUGAUCAUUGAAACUAUUUAGAUAUCACGCGUCGUUUCUGUAAAAACGAACAGGAAUCGGCUCAAAAAUUUCUGCAAAAAGCUCCCUCUUCCGACUCUCAUCAUCAUCAUGUUUCUAUGACUAUAUAGGAGGUUUUUUAGAGCGCGUCUUACGCCUUCCACGGGGUGGAACCCCCAGUUUUUGUCGAGUGACUGCUGCAGUUUUUAUGUUGAGCACGAACAUUCGAAAUUGAAUGUUGUUUUUUUUGGGGGGGGG
Molecule: messenger RNA, 9619 nt
Organism: Varroa destructor (honeybee mite)
Lineage: Eukaryota; Metazoa; Arthropoda; Arachnida; Mesostigmata; Varroidae
Biological process (GO): negative regulation of DNA-templated transcription
Cellular component (GO): RSF complex
Molecular function (GO): histone binding
Source: RefSeq, a predicted model, not a curated record